AUGCUGGAAUCAUAUCUAAGCCCCAUAGAGAACAUCAGGCGCGGUAAUUUUGUGAAAAACAAUUCACGUUUGAUCUUGGAAAAGAAAUCAUUUGUUUUUGAGCUUUUGUGUCCAGUUUUGAUUUCUGAAAUGGCACAUUCAAAUAUUUCCUCAUCUCAUGUUGUUUUGGAGACUGAUGCUGAGAUCAUCCAGGAAUCUGAAGAUGUACAUGAAACAAGUUUUACUUCUACACAAAUGUUUGAUACUGAUGAACUUCUUUUGAGACUUCCGAGCCGUAAACUUAUGUCUAGUGUUGGCUCAAAAGGAACAACAACAACUUUGAGAAAGAAGAAAACUAUUCGAUCUAAAAGCAUGAAGUAUCGAACUGUUCGGAUGCCACGAAAUGCAAACAGUGAAGACAUUCUUAAAAAAUUAAAUGAUGAAGAUGUUAUGGAUGAUGAUGGUCACAUGACAGAAGAUGGAAAGGAUGUUAUUCGUUCAAUGCCUGUAAGCCUCAGUGGCAAAAUACAAGCCUUACAACAUCUUUCUGAAAAUCAACAAGCCAGCAAUAUGAGAUUAAAAUAUUCAACAUGGUUUUCCUCCAGCAUCACUAGUUCAUGGAAUAAAUUUAAAAGACGAGUGAAUAACUUGGCAUUUUAUACAGCAUUGUGGAAAUCAGCCAUAAAGAAGAUCAAAGGCCAUUUUGAUCUUCUUACAGGGAAAGGUUGGUUUGAGGAUACAGAACUAUAUUAUGGAUUCUAUACAAAUGAAAGCAUAUCAAUAUCUGAUUCUACAUAUUAUAAUAUGCCUUAUGCUUAUUUUCUAACCAGUGCAGUCAAUUAUCUACUUUUACUGGCCAUAAUUGCUUACAGCAUUGCAAGGUCAUACAAAACUAAUUAUAUAGAAGCUGGUAAUGAAAACACAUUCUAUUUUGUUACCAAGAUAUUUUGUGGAUGGGACUAUGGUAUAACAUCAAAAGAUGCUGCAGUCCUUAAACAUAAAAGUUUAUGCAAUGAAUUCAAAGAAAAUUUGACAAAAUUUAAAGAUGAUAUCAAGAAAAGAAAACUCUACCAACAAUGUCGGUUAUUUUUCUGGAGAUUAUUUACCCAUCUGCUUGUACUUGCACUAAUUAGUGCAAGUGGCUAUUUUGUCUACUUUUUGUCCAACACAAAACGGAUUGAAUUACCUCUGCUGGCGGACCUUACAGUUCCAAUUUGUAUCUCUGCUGCCAACACCCUGCUGCCAUUUAUUUUUUCUGGAAUUGCUUAUUUGGAGCAAUAUGAUCAGCCGCAGACAAAUUUGUACAUUACAAUGAUCAGGAAUAUGUUACUAAAAGUCACUAAUAUUUCAAUGCUUUGUUUCUACUGGGCCCAGAAAGUUAUUGAUACAACAAAAAAUGAAUACAAAUGUUGGGAAACAUUUAUCAGCCAAGAUAUUUAUCGUUUGGUUUUAGUAGAUUUCUUCUUCAGUUUGUUAUUCACCUUAUGGUUUGAAAUAUUUUGGGCAAUGAUAUAUCAUUUUAAAAUUAUUUCAAGAAGUCCUGAAUUUAACAUAGCUGCAAAUACUUUGGAUUUGAUUUAUUCACAGGCUCUCUGUUGGCUUGGCUUAUUUUACUCCCCACUAAUGCCACUACUGAUGGCUGUAAAACUUUUCAUCAUAUUUUAUGUUAAGUGGUUGAGCGUACUUAAAACCUGCCAAACAUCCAAGAAAGCUUGGCAUGCAGCACGAACACACACCAUUUUUCUUUUUUUUUUGUUAGUGUUCUUUGUUCUGACUGCCACCACAGUUGCUGUCAGCAUUGUAUUUAGUCAACCAAGUAUAGAGUGUGGACCUUUCAGAAACUUUAAAUCUGCUUAUGAUGUUGUGUUAAAUAUGGUCAUUUCAUCAAAGGGCGCUGCAGAGUUCUUACAAGAUGUUUUGGAAUUCAUUUCCAAACCUGGAUUCAUAACACUUAUUCUUGUAACUCUCUGUAUAUCUGCCUACUACUCCCGUAUUGUGCUAAUUGGUCACAAAGAAAUGGUAAAACUACUGAAAUAUCAAUUAGCAAUGGAAGGACAAGACAAAGUAUUUUUAUUAAAAUUGCUGAACCAAGUGAAAUCUGGAAAAAUCUUUAACAAUGCUGGGAAAACACAUUAA
Acanthosepion pharaonis is the source of this 2115-nucleotide messenger RNA. NCBI's taxonomy places the organism in Eukaryota, Metazoa, Mollusca, Cephalopoda, Sepiida, Sepiidae. The record is from the annotation of a GenBank genome assembly.